Anopheles cruzii is the source of this 2070-nucleotide messenger RNA. RefSeq names its product homeotic protein empty spiracles (gene Dbx). The record is from RefSeq and is a predicted model, not a curated record. Gene Ontology annotation, molecular function: DNA-binding transcription factor activity, RNA polymerase II-specific; DNA binding. Gene Ontology annotation, biological process: regulation of transcription by RNA polymerase II. NCBI's taxonomy places the organism in Eukaryota, Metazoa, Arthropoda, Insecta, Diptera, Culicidae. The transcript is spliced from 6 exons. The coding region runs from base 1 to 2070 and encodes 689 amino acids.
AUGUCUACGGUCAUGUCGACGGCGUUCAUGGUCGAUAGUAUCCUGCAGGAUAAGGACGUGGUAAGCGAGCGACCGGAUGGGGCCAGCUCACCGGUCGGUGGCCACCAUCCCGGCGGUGGUCCGCCGGCCGACCACUCGCUCGCCUCCGUCUCGGACAGUUCGGACGAGUUCGAAGAGCCCAAGGAUUCGAGCAGUGUGUGUGAUUCGCCGAAAAGUUUCCACAGUUUGCAUCACCACCAUUCGGGGUCGUACUCGGACGACGAACUGGCGCCGGGACCACCGGCCAGGGUGCUGCGGGUGCCACCGUUCCUGCGGGGGCCGGAUCAUCCGGACGACGGUGGGCCGCUGGAGCCGAUGGACUUUUGCUGCGCCAAGUGUGGCCACUGCCAGCCGGAGCUGACACCCCACAAAUCGCCCCGCCGGGUAUCGGCGGGCGAGAGUAACAAUAACCACCAUCACCACCAAGGGAGCGACGGAGGCGGCCCGGGUAGUAGCGAGUACGAGUUCCGGUGCGAAAAGUGCGGGUGCGGCGAGUACGUCACCCCGAAGCAGACAAUCCUAAAGGAGAGCACCAAACCGGUGCUCAAGUUCAGCGUGUCCGCCAUCCUUGGCGACAGGAAGGAGUGCGUGAAAGUGAGGAAUGAAUUCAUUCAACCACAGCACCUUUGGCCUUACAUCCAGCAGAACCUGAUUCAGCAGAAUCAUUUGGCGAACCCCGCGUUCCUGGCAGCCCAUCCGCAUCACCAUCCGCAACACCACCAUCCGCAGCACCACCACCACCACCAGCACCACCAGCAGCAGCACCCCAACAAUCACCAUCAGCACCACCAACAUCCGUUGUCUCCCCAGAAUCACCCCCAACAGCAGCAGCCCCAUUUGGCGGUCAAUGGCGGCAUGGUAGGGAACGGACCGGCCGGCGGUAGUCCUACCGGACCGGGAAGCUUACUGGCCACCGCGCAGCACCACCACAGCAGCAGCAACAGUGCGAGCGAGUCGGGCAGUCUACCCAACAGCCCGGACCUGCAGGACGACCCCGCUGGCCGGCUGGCCGUGGCCGCGCUCCAGCCGAGAGAUAAUAAAAUCAUCGCCAAACCACUCCCCAGUCGGCCGACGCCCUUCCUGCACCACAGCCUCAACCAUCCGCACCUGCACUCGCUGCUGGCCCACUGCCGCAACCCGUACAUGCCAGGAGGACCCCAGGUGUUUCCGCUGCCACCCGGGCAGGGCUUUCCGUGGGCACACUCGACGCGAGGGAAACCACGCCGGGGGAUGAUGCGACGUGCCGUGUUCUCCGACUCGCAACGCAAAGGGCUGGAGAAACGGUUUCAGCUGCAGAAGUACAUCAGCAAACCGGACCGCAAGAAGCUGGCCGAGCGACUGGGCCUCAAGGACUCUCAGGUGAAAAUAUGGUUUCAAAACCGUCGCAUGAAGUGGCGCAACUCGAAGGAGCGAGAGCUGCUGGCGAACGGCGGAUCGCGCGAUCAAACACUUCCGAACAAGAACAACCCCAACCCGGACCUGUCGGACGCACGGACCGAUCGGCAAUCGUCCCUAUCGCCUGCCCCGUCAUCCCCGGCGCCAGGAGCGACCCUCGGCUCGGACCAGCCGCCACCGCCAGUUUCGGCCGCGCAACCUACCGCAACAACACCGUCCUCGUCGCCCAAGAUCAGCCCGCCGAUGAUCACGUUCAAGUCAAAGUUCGAACUCCUGAAACCCGGGGCCGACUUUAAGUAUGAUUUUGACGAUCACUCGACGUCCGCAAGGCCUCCGCCUCCGCUGGCCACGGGUCAGCCAGGAAGACAGGAAUCUGCGUCGCAUUUCGGAGGACCCCUGGCCGGCUUCUACCCGCCACCGUCGUCGGCCCUCGUCGACCGAGAGCCUCUGCUACGGUUAAGCCCCGGGACAGGCGGUUCGACCGUCGCCGGUGGAUCGGUUCGUUCCAGUAGCAGCGCAUCGUCCGACCCGAACAGUGGAGGUCCUGGCGGCGCGGGAGGAUCGAGCAUGUACUACGACGAGUACGAAUCGGAGGGCGACUCCGACGAUAGCGACAAGGAGAUCAAUGUCACGUGA